CUAUAACUUCAUGACUGGACUUGCAAACGAUGAGAUCAGAACGGGAUGAUCGGAAGAAAAUUUUGAGUAGGCACAAAGUUCUGAAACAACUCUCCCGUUCAACCCCGUUCCAGGGCGUCCACAAAGUUCGAAGACAGUUCGUAACACGUUGCUACUGCGAUCACUCCGUUCUCACACAGUUCACGCCCGUUUAGUCACAUUUUUUAGAACGUACUUCGAACGGAGUCGGUGUAUCGGGGGUGGGUUUAGUUAUCAACAUCAGCAAAAGACCUGCUAUACAUAAUGUUUUGCACCAAGUGUGGAAAACAGCUGCAAAGUCACUGGAAAUUUUGUGCGAAUUGUGGUACUACCGUUUCCAUUGACAGAGUUGCCGAAGAAGAACUUCCAGAGGCGCUUGGAGCCGUUCAUAUCGACCCGUCUUACGAUGAGGUAGACGUGCAGACAACUGUCACAUCAUUCUCUGACGAUAUAGACUGGACUAUCACUGACUAUGAUAUCGGAAGCGAUUUCGUUGAUGACGAUGUACUGGUUUCGGAAGAAGACAUGAAUGAGUACGAGAAGAUUCUUAUGGAGAGUGGAUUCAAUACGCUGAUGCAAAAGCUCGAGGAAAACAACAAUCAAUGGAAGGGUGUCGAAAUAAACAUUGCCAUUACUGGAGAGUCGGGCUGUGGAAAGUCCACGUUGAUUAAUGCUCUUCGAGACAUGAAAGCGGACGAUAUUGGAGCUGCCAAGAUUGGAUGCACUGAAACAACAAAAGAACCGACUCCUUAUCCGUACAAAGAAACUGAAAAUGUUAAGAUCUGGGACUUGCCAGGUGUGGGGACACCAAACUUUCCGAAAGAAACAUACCUUAAGACGAUAAAAAUCGAGCAAUACGACUUUAUUCUUUUGGUUUCAAGCACUCGUUACAAAGAAAACGACACAUGGCUCGCGAAAGAGAUCAAUAUCAGCUAUCCAAAUUCGAAUCUAUUUUUCAUCAGAACAAAAGUGGAUAGCGACUUAGAAAAUUAUCUUAAAGGACAUCGUAUGGCUCCACGAAUGGGACAAAGAACAAUCCUCUUGAAGACCAUCAGAGAUGAAAGCAUGGCAAAUCUUACUGCAGCUGGGAUCAAACUUGUUAAAAUGUUUUUAAUUAACAGUCAUAGACCGGAGACUUUUGAAUUUGGAAAGCUACAAACUAUGCUUAUUGAAAAGGUAUCGGCAUUAAAACGGGAUGCAAUGAUUCUUUCCUUGUCCAGCGUUUCAAAUAAUGUUGUUGCCGAGAAAAUACGUGUUUUGGAAAGAAGAAUUGGCGCUGUUUCUGUGACUGGAGCCAUUGCAGCCAUAAAGUCAGAGCGACAAAAAGGCCAGCGCUUGGAACUGGACGUACUUAUGACUGAAGUUCUCUUGUACAAACGACAACUUGGAAUAGAUGCGCAUGCCAUAAGUGUCUUCGCUAAAAUGCUUAAAAAGCAGGAGGAAGAACUCUACAUGAAGCUUAAUAUGCAUUCGCAUGCCAUUUUGAAGACUUCUUUCGCAUUUGCUAAGUUUUAUGACCAAUAUGACAAAUUUAGACCGUCGGCUUUCCAUUCGUUCCCAUUGUUUGGAAGAAUUUCGAAAGUUAGGAACUAUCAGCGCCAGUGUUCCAUGGUACUGAAGUGUCUGCUGAAGAUGUGUUCCUCGGAAUGCCACAGACUACAAACCAACCUUGCCAUUUGGCUGAACGAAUAAAGUAAAAUCGGACGAUGGCGGAAGUGCCGAGACUGAGACAAGACAACCAACGAUUCGAGUCCCUGAAAUGAAAUGCUACAAUUUUGUGAUUUUUUCAGGACUUGGCAUGCCAAAAUUUGCAAAACUUAUCGUAAUAGGAUAAAUAUCGAAAGCUAUGAAUUUGUUCUCUUGGUUUUUGUAACUCGUUAAAAAGAAGGCGACACAUGGUUUGCAGGCCAGAUAUUUGUAAGAAUCACGGAUGUCAUAAACCAGGAGCGGCUGUGGUAGAGAGAUGUAUGCUAAAAAUCUUUUCCAUGGAAUGUUACCAACUACAAGAAUAAAACUUGGCUAUAGUCAUAGGCCUAACGAAUAGCUAUUUAAUUGUUAACAUAAAUGUGUACACAUUUGAAGUGUAACGUAAUUUUAUGACACGAAACAUGUUUUAAUGAAGUCCCUUUAAAGAGCCAAUAUGAGUGUACCCGUAUUUUUGGUAUUGUAACAAAAUGUGAAUGUUUUUACUGAUUUGCAGUCAGGCCUUGGAAUUAUAUAUCCAUAGAAUUGACAAAAAUUAAACUUAAUGCGGUGGUAACUCGUAUGACAAAGUCGUUGGAUUAACUUACGUUUCCCAUGUACCGGUAAAUCAUUGCUGCAAGUGAUGUAUUUUACAGAUAUUUUUAUACACCAAAUGCGUUUAACAUUUGGAAAAUUACUUAAACAAAAUGACAAAACUAUUUAUUUAUUUUUAUUUCAGUUGUGUUGUUUUGUAAAUAAUAAAUGUUAAAUAUUAAA
Messenger RNA from Dreissena polymorpha, 2478 nucleotides. Its product is annotated as T-cell-specific guanine nucleotide triphosphate-binding protein 2-like. The transcript is spliced from 7 exons. The record is from RefSeq and is a predicted model, not a curated record. Gene Ontology annotation, molecular function: GTP binding. Gene Ontology annotation, cellular component: membrane. NCBI's taxonomy places the organism in Eukaryota, Metazoa, Mollusca, Bivalvia, Myida, Dreissenidae. Bases 283 to 1710 code for a protein of 475 amino acids.